UUUCAGAAGAUGAUGCUGCGAGUUAUCAUUUCGCUCUUCCUUUUGUGUUGCAUAAAGGAAUCCUACAGCGCAGGGAUAGAUGGUGAUUGCACCACUGAUGCCGAUUGUGAAAAGGCAGACUCAGGUUGUUAUUCAGGAAAAUGUAAAUGUAAAUUUCCAAAGGCAUAUGAUACUACUGCUGCAAAUUGCACUGGAACACCACAAUUCUGUAGUAACGAUCGUGAUUGCGCCUUUGGAACGUGUGUGUCUAACGUGUGUAAAUGUGACGGGGGUUACACAUCUGAAUCAAACUGCCGACUCAGACAGUACAGUAGUGGGGUGUCAAUAAAACCUGGAGUUACCUCCCUUGUCCUCCUCAUCGGCUCCGUGUGGAUGCUCCUAAAAUGAAUUUACUUCACCUUAACCUGUUGACUUUCUAUAUAAUUUUGUAAGACAUUACUUAAAGUUUGCUUUUUUAAAUCUAACUCAUUUAAGGCCAUUUGCUACAAACAAACAUACGUCGUGAAAAAGAACUGAAUUCCUAUUCACAUAUUUAUAUAAAUUGGAUAUAAGAAGUGAAGCCACCUUUUUUCCCAAAGAUUUCUCAAUAAUUCCCGUAAAAUAGUAUAUAGAUGUAUAAGAGGAACUGCAAAAGGACAAACCAGAACAUCAUGGAAAAUCUACAUUUUCUUUACAUUUCAGGGAAUUCGAUUAAUUUACAACCAAAAUGAGUUUACCAAUUCAUUCUUUUAGUUUUGUUUUGUUUGUUGGUGUCCUUAAGCAUAUUUAUUUUCGUAUAUAGUAUUGUAGGGGGUCAUGAUUGUGUUCAGCACCAAUUGUUAUUACUAUAGUUACAUGUUUAUGAAUGACCCCCUGUUUUGUAUAUAUCUUUUCGUCAUUUUACAAAAUAAAUGACAUUUUUCAUUCUAAUACAUAUGUUCUCAUUUCGCCUGCUUUCGCCUUGAGCAAAAAACGAGAUCAGUCUCCUUGGCAAGGUUAUACAAACAAAGGAACAUAAAUACUUUUCUGUGCGUAGUAGACAAUAUUUGUAAAUGUCAUUCAUCUCAACAGACUGUAUUUUCCUUUAAUAAAUCUUUCAAAACA
Molecule: messenger RNA, 1083 nt
Organism: Saccostrea echinata
Lineage: Eukaryota; Metazoa; Mollusca; Bivalvia; Ostreida; Ostreidae
Product: tenascin-like
Exons: 4
Coding region: 10-387 (125 amino acids)
Source: RefSeq, a predicted model, not a curated record